UGAACUGUAUGAUCUUCCGACCUGUGUUUUUCGUGUUAUCUUUAUUCAACUGGGGCUGUAUAGUGGUCAAGGAAAGCAGUGACCAUCGCCUAGUUCACAAUGUCGCAUAAAAUACCCUCAGAGAUCGCUGAACGAAGUGAGCUAAGUAUUGAUGAAGCGCGGUUGGUUGAGAAGCGGCGCCAGCUCCGACAGCAGCUCCGAAAGGAGUUCAUCGCAAAAAUCAUGGAUCCUCACCAGCAUGGCGCAGGAGGUUUCAUCUUUGAUCCGGCGAUGCAGCGUUUCCAGUCCGCCCGUACCGGCUAUUAUGAGUUCUCCAAGGCAAUACCAAGAACCGGGUUUAUAAGUUUCUGCUGGACUCUUGCUCCGAUGAUGUUUUUCGGGUGGCUCUUACAUAAAGAUCGAAGUGCUUUCGAGCGGAACUGCCGCACAGGAGCAAUUCCCUACGAAAAUAGAAUGUUCAAAUGUAUCUAAGAGGCAGAAGUCGCAAGUAGAAUACAAAGGUGGAGUAAACAGAAAUAUUGAAAAGAAGUAUGUGCAAAAUGAGCAAUAGACCCCUAUAAGCGCAGAAGACCAGGAUGAAAGCUUACAAUAGACAUACAAGCAAGAAAACGAUAUACGACGCACGCCAUUACCUAAAAAGGUCCUGCAUGUGGUCAUGUUGGCUGUGUCGUUGCCGACUUGUUGUUCAACGUGAUCAUUUGAAACCUGCAGUAGAGUGAGUUCAAAUUUAUUUUGUACGGUUCUUUUGUUGUUUUCUCACUUCUCCAAUCAGAAUAAAUUCAACAAGGAUAUAGAUUCAAGACUUAACUCGACGUCACAUACGAGAUUGCAUAUUAUGUACGACAAUUUCGAAAAAAUUAUUUAGCAGGUAAAAAUCCUUAGUGAUUCUAUCUGAAGUUAUAGCACAGUAGAAAGAACAGACAUGGAUCCAGGAUGCGCACGCUGAGAUUGCAUGAGUAGCUAGCGAAGGUGGUCAAAUUGCCAACUUAGUCGAUUGAACUACGGCCUAAUAAAUGAGCCGGAUGAACGAAUAAAGGUGUAUUACGUCUGAAUAUGA
This is a messenger RNA of Varroa destructor (honeybee mite), 1057 nucleotides long. RefSeq names its product NADH dehydrogenase (ubiquinone) B15 subunit (gene ND-B15). Lineage: Eukaryota; Metazoa; Arthropoda; Arachnida; Mesostigmata; Varroidae. Gene Ontology annotation, cellular component: mitochondrion; respiratory chain complex I. The record is from RefSeq and is a predicted model, not a curated record.